This is a messenger RNA of Trypanosoma rangeli, 4815 nucleotides long. RefSeq lists its product as uncharacterized. The transcript has a single exon. The record is from RefSeq and is a predicted model, not a curated record. Gene Ontology annotation, molecular function: protein binding. Lineage: Eukaryota; Euglenozoa; Kinetoplastea; Trypanosomatida; Trypanosomatidae. Bases 1 to 4815 code for a protein of 1604 amino acids.
AUGCCCCAUUUUGCUCCGCGUGCGAUUGCGGUAGCCUCUGCGGCUGCUGUUACGAUUCCAACCGCCAUAUUACUUUUACGUCUCGCAAGGUCCCGGAAGAGACAGCAAGAGCCACCCUUUGACGACGUGCCGGUCCCCCAGUGGACUGUACAUCAGGUGGCGCAGUGGCUUCGCUCGCUCGGCGUAUCUGAAGAGGCAGUAAAUAAUUUUCGCAAAAAUGAUGUGGAUGCGUCGGUGCUUUUUCUUUUGGAGGAGGGGGAUAACGUCAACAAAUUGGCACCCAAGAUGCGCGACCAGCUUCUUAUUCGGCGUGGGCUUCGCGAACUGCAGGCUCAAACAACGCGUGAGGAGCAUGAGGUAAAAUCCGUUUCUGCGCCAGGAGAGGGCAGAUAUGAGGCUGAAGCAGAUCGUGUUAUGGACUUCUUAAAAAGGCUCACUGCAAUUGGCAGUUUACUCACUUCAAGUGAGUUUAACAAUGCUUCACCUGACAUGCAGCGAAGGCAGCGGCAGGAGUGCCUGGAGUGGAUGCAGGGUUUUUUGGGAGAGGUGCAAAAGUUUUCACCAGAACAUCAGGCUAAAUUAAUGCCUUUUGCAAAAAAGGUGGAAACCCUUAUUAUUCAUUCCCAGGGGAGUGGUGCUACAAGGGCCUCAGCAGAGCCCAGCGACUUGGAGACACAGCUGAAGACAUUGCACGAGAUGGUCGACAGCUUUUUACGAGUGCUUGACUCCACCAACAUGCGUGUGAUAUCUGACCCUCAGGUGGUGUUGCUGCGCGAGAGAGUUCAGUCUCAGAUCAAUGAUAUUCUGGCUGUUACACGUCGCUUGCCGCCACAGUAUGGCGAGCCACUACGGAAGAAGUGCGAGUUGGUCCUGCAGAAGCUUCAGGGAGGAGGUUCGGCGGAAGAAGAGACGACAACGGCGGUGGAGGCCACCCAGGCUGCCUCAGCAUCGCAAGCGGUGUUGCUGGCGCCCAUGGUAAAGCGACUACGGGACGUUUUCACAUCUCUCAAGUCAUCCCAUUUAAUAAGUCUGGAACCCGCAGAGCGUUUGUUUCGCAUCUCCGAAAUGUUGAAGGAUGUGCGAAACAUUCAACAAGAGGCAGCCACGUGGAGUGAUCCCCGUGCGAUUGAAGUCGUCAAUCAGGUGUCAGGGAACAUCGUUACGGUGCUGGAGCAAAUGGAAGCACUUACACAGGAGGAAGUGGCGUCGGUACGUGCAGGGACCACUGAAGAAGGUGACGAGAAUGGGAGUGCCCAGACAAGUCUUCAGGGGAUUGUUGCUAUGCUUCAGGCCCUUAUUCAAGUCCUCUACUCGGAUGACUUGGCCCGUGCUGCCCCUGCGGUACGACAGCAAAUGUUGUCUCAGCUGCAGCAGAGUAUGCGGCGCUUGCGUCAGCAGGUUGCAGGCCUCCCGUUAAACCAAGCCACAGCGUCUGUGGCAGAAAUGAUUGAAAAGGGCAAUGCAUAUGUGAAUGCACUCGUGGAGAGUGACCGAGGCGCCAAUAUAGAGUUGGAGGAAAACCAGGGCAACGAGAAGGAGGAAGUAAAAAAUAUUCCUCGAGAAGUUGAAGUAAACAGGGAAAUGCCUUUAUACUCCUCGGAGGUAAACCCACUGGAUAUGGAGUGGCAAGGCAGUGCCAUAGACGAUGCGCUACUGGAAUUGGAGAAACUGUUUGAAUACAUUAAUUCGAACGAGUAUAAGACGAUGCCCCCUGGAAAGAAGAGUGAGGUGGCACGGCAGAAUUUGGCUCGCCUCAUCGAUAUUGAGAAGCGUUGCGCGCAGUGUGAGGGUUUUGAUCAGCUGAAGGAACUUAUUGAGCCCUUGAAGGAAAUUGUACAGAGUGCAGUGAGAAGGGAGGAGGAGUCAGCCGCACCAGGGCGCACACCACUUUUUCUCAACAUUUCUACCCAUCUCAGGCAAAUGGGUGAUCUCAUUAACUCUGAUGAGUUUAAGAGGGCUGAUAUAAACUCGAAGAAAAGUGCCGCGAGAUCCAUUAUCCCGCAGUUGCAGAAAAUUGCUUCCACGUUGUCUCUCCUUCCUUCCCAGGAACGCGCUGCGGCGGAGCGACUCUUGUCACCUAUCAAUGAGACAUUGAAGGGUAUCGCCGCGAAACGUGAAGAGGACUCCUCAGAGGAUGUUGCUGGCCCCCAACAUGUGAUGUCACAGAUGGAAGAGGUGUUAUCCAUUUUGCAGUCCGAGGGGUUUCAAACCACAACCGAGCAUCAGCGACAAGUUAUUGUUAGGCGAUUGUUGCAAAAGAUGACCGAACUGAAGGAGGAGUGUGCGCAAGAAGGCGGAGCAGCGACUCCACUGCUGCCCAUUCUUCAUCGUCUCACAGCACAACUCCAAUCGUUUGUUCAGACUGGAGGACCUGUAAGAGCUACUGGGGCACAAGCUCACGGCGAAACCACGGCUGACGCUGUAAAUGAAAAAGACGAAGAUGACGGUAAUGACGCGGGCGAAGAUGAUGAUGCUCAGGAUGAAGAAGCAGCAGAGGAAGUACCCGUGACAAAUGGAGUGGCAAGAAGGGAGGACAUUGCGGAGGAGCGACAAAAACUUUUUAAGGCGGUGAUAGACAUCACGUCAGAGCUGCGCAACAGCAACAAUAACCAUGUUGUACUCUCCGUAGAAGAGGUGCAGCCUCUCCUUGGGCUUUUGGAGAUGGUCGACUCUGUUGGAUUUAUCACAGUGCAGGAAAGACGCCUUCGGGACGAGUUUGACGCCCAGAUACGGCGUGCCUCAGGAGAGAGCAAUCGCGCGGGUGAGACGAACCACCUGACCCUUCGGGAACUCAUCCGCAUUUUUUCGUUGCUAAAAAACCGACUCUCCACAUCGCCUCCGUCGUCGAUUGAAGAAAUGGCUUCCGCCAUGACAACGGCGGAGGACGCGCUGCGCGAGGCUGGCCAGCAAAAUAUACCAUGGCGUCGUUAUCCACAGGUUGUGAAUCUGAUUGGGGAUGUUCUCACCCUUAUUCAACAAAUACAGUCCACAAUGAGAGAGAACCUCCCCAUCGCGGAGGGGAACACACCUAAUGAGACCGCGGAAGAGCCACGUGAAGGUUUUUCUGAGUCUGAGGAUGCGGUUCAAACUGGCGCGAAUGUGGCGUCACAAACAGAGGAUAGGAAAGACAAUACUCCCUGUGAUGCAUCGGGGGGGUCCCAAGACCCUCAGACUGCCGCUCGCGAUUCGUCACGGGUACCGUAUGUAAAUCGUCAGGCAGAAGAAGAAGGAGCUGCAGAGACGGAUGAAAACAAUAUUGCCCGAUUACUGUUGGAGAUCUCAGAGCAAUUGAGGGAACCUUCAGUCCCAGAGGGGCUGCUUGACCGCUACUCUAUGUUAUUGAGCUUCAUUGAGGGUUCAUCCACAGAACCCUCUAUUCAUGAGGCGAUUGCAUCCAUACGGGAACAAAUAAAUUUACAACGCAUUUCAAAUUGUGACACCACCUCUGAGGAGCCCAAUUCCGCUGAGGAAAAUGAGGAGGAGGUGCAAGAGGAGGAGGACGAAGAAGAAGGAGAAAUGAGGGCUGAAUCCGAAGAGGCGAUGUCAGGAGGAUCACCGACCCCAACUAGGGACACGGAAGAGGUGAAGGCUGCGGAGGCACUCAAGGAGCCCUCCUCUCAAGAAGAGGCUCUGGCAGCGCAGUCUAUUGACGUGGAGCAGGCCAUGGGCAAGCAAACAGGGGGAACGGUGUCAAGAGAUAACACGUCUGGAUUUCUUUUGAGUCACCUUUCAAGAGAUUGCGUUCCUGGAGGAGCAAGGAAUGAGCUUUUGCUAUUGCCGCGAAUUGAAAAAAGGAUUUUUGCGGAGGAACAACAUUUCAUUGAACACACGACACUAAGUGAUAUUCAAAACGUCAGUAAGGUGAUUCUCCAUCUUGAGAAAAACACGGCGGUAAAGGGCGACCCAUUGCUGAGUGAUCGUGUGAAACGCGUGAAAAAAGCCUUUGCAAGACAAUUAGAGGCUUUUCAUGGAAGUGGGCAACAGUCUAUUGCAGUUUGCUCCUCAUUACAGCUUUGUUGUAGAGACACAGUCAUGUCAGGUGAGGAUGUUCGUGAGUUUGUCAUAUGCACAGCUGCGGAAGCGGAUGCAUUUGGGGGGACAAUCAACAAUAAGGAGCUGGUAAAGUCUCUAACAGAGGGGACGCCGGUGCAAACUACAGUUCCCAGUGAAGUUGUCAAGGAGUGGGCCGGGAGAAGCAUAGCGGUUCUCUUCUGCGAAUAUGGGGUCAUGAGUGGAACAGAGCUGAGUGAACUUGUGUUGCUGCGCGAGGUACUCGUGAAUCGCUACGGGUUUGAGGUGAUCACUGUGACGGAGUCUAAUGCAACACAAAUGCGCAGCCUACUGGGGGAACUGGUUUCCUUGGGAACGAGGCGACUGUUUCUAUUCUGUCUAACGCAGUAUGAUACAACACCGUUGCCAUUUACCGUUAUUUUCCAGGACAGCUCGUUUCUUCCUUUACGUGAGGCGCUGCAGCUGUCAUUGGCCAUUGAGCGUGUUGUGUUGCUGCACUGUCAACCUAUGAAACUUACCACCGUGUCUGCUUUAAAUGGAUGCUGUGGUAAAUUUCUUUCAGUAGAGCUCACGGAAGCCGCGCGGGACGACGUACAAGCGCGGCGCUGCUGGCUCUUUGAUGGCCUGCUCACUCCCGCUCUAACAGAGCUUCUCUCCCUUGAUACCAAGGCCAUGCUAUGCCCAGAGGACCUUGCCACUUACACCGUUACGGCGUUAUCUUCCUUUAAGAUGAACUUUGGAAGCUUUACUGAAGGCGAACCAUUAGGUAUGGGUUUUUUUGUUCCCUGUGACGCUGCAGAUUAG